UCAAUUUCAGUUACCCAGUAUUAUAAAACAGCAAGUAUUUAAUUUGUUUUGCCCUGUGAUUUUAUAUUGUUUGAAGAUGAUUCCCCAAGAGCAGCAACACUCACAAGAUGCCUGGGACAGAUGAUUGUGAAGGAUCUCCAGCCUCUGUCCAUAGUGGAAGACCAAGGUUUCCAAGCAUUUGUGAGAGCUCUUGACCCUAAAUAUAAUCUCCCAGGAAGAAAAAAACUGACAGAGACUCAUCUUGUUAAUAUGUGCGAUGAAUGCAAAGGCAAAGUUUUGUCAGGACAACAUCACAGGUCAGCUGCCAGUGAUGUACUCAUUGAAAUACAUCGGUACUCAGAAGAGAAAGUGAUGGCCCGAGAUAGUGAUGCACUGGUUUGGUGGAAAGAACAUGAACCAACCUUCCCAGCCUUGAGCAAACUAGCAGUGAGAUACAUGGGAAUUACUGCCACUUCUGUCCCAGCAGAGAGAGUCUUUUCAAAGGCAGGAGAGGUUCUGAGCAAAAAACGGAACAGACUAAAGGGGAAAACAGUAAAUAUGAUAUUGUUCCUCAACAAAAACCUGUAAAUUAAGUGUUAUUUAGA
Messenger RNA from Pygocentrus nattereri (red-bellied piranha), 584 nucleotides. RefSeq names its product zinc finger BED domain-containing protein 4-like. Gene Ontology annotation, molecular function: protein dimerization activity. The transcript has 2 exons. Bases 121 to 567 code for a protein of 148 amino acids. NCBI's taxonomy places the organism in Eukaryota, Metazoa, Chordata, Actinopteri, Characiformes, Serrasalmidae. The record is from RefSeq and is a predicted model, not a curated record.